Mucor velutinosus is the source of this 1683-nucleotide messenger RNA. RefSeq lists its product as uncharacterized. The record is from RefSeq and is a predicted model, not a curated record. The transcript has 7 exons. The coding region runs from base 1 to 1683 and encodes 560 amino acids. Lineage: Eukaryota; Fungi; Mucoromycota; Mucoromycetes; Mucorales; Mucoraceae. Gene Ontology annotation, cellular component: membrane. Gene Ontology annotation, molecular function: chitin deacetylase activity. Gene Ontology annotation, biological process: carbohydrate metabolic process.
AUGCUUAUCGCUAAUGCAUUAUUGCUAGUUGCUGGUGGUGCCGCUCAAGUUUAUGCAGCAACAAGCACUUUAGCUCCUCAAUUCUCCCCUGUCUUUCCUUCAAUGCCCAAGGCAACCGGUGUUGUAACUUCUUACAAUCCUGGACCUUACGAUACUACUACCAAAUUAUCAACUGCUAGAUUGUCUGGUUAUCCUGAACCAUGGGCUUCACCUCCUACCUCGUCUGCUGAAGUCAAGAAGGUUUACAACAUGAUUGAUUGGUCCAAGGUGCCUAAUGCUCCUGUUAGAAAGCAAGAUUCUAAUGGUAAUUGGGUCAAUGACUCUGACGAAAAUGACAAAUAUUGUUGGUGGUCCUCAACGAAUUGUGUAAAGCCUGUGGCUUCCUACUUGCCUGAGGAUAUUUACACUUGUCCCAACAAUGGCGAUUGGGGUUUGAACUAUGACGAUGGUCCAUUCAACAGAUACGAUGAUGAUGAAGAUGAAGCUGCUCUCGAAAAUAAGUACGCUGAGCCUGCUCUUUACAACUUUUUGGCCAAAACCAACAACCAAAAGGCCUCACUCUUUUACAUUGGUUCCAAUGUUGUCAACUAUCCUGCUGCUGCUAAGCGUGGUUUGAACGAUGGUCAUCAUCUCUGUGUCCACACCUGGUCUCAUCCUGCCAUGACAACUCAGACUAAUGCUCAAAUUGUUGCCGAGCUUUACUGGACUCUCAAGGCCAUCAAAGAGGCAACUGGUGUUACUUCUAGAUGCUGGAGACCUCCUCAAGGCGAUGUUGACGAUCGUGUCCGCGCAAUUGCCCAUCAAAUGGGUUUGAGAACUAUACUGUGGGAUCACGACACGAAUGAUUGGGACAUGCCAGCUCCUGGUGGCGGAUCACUCAGCCCUUCCAAAGUCGAUGGAUAUUUUAAAACCUGGUUGAACAAUUAUAAAUCAGGAAAGGACAAGAAGGGCCAUAUUGUUCUUGAGCACGAACUCAACAGCGCUACUGUCAACAUGUCCAUGUUCUGGAUGCCCAAGCUCCAAGAGACCUUCAAUGUCAUUCCUGCUCUUGCCUGUAAUGGUAUCCAAAAUCCCUAUUGGGAAGAAGGCUGGGUUUACCCCACUGCCAAUGUUGCUCAACCUACUAACACUGCCACACCUACCGGUACAAAGACUACUGCUACUUCUACAGCUACUACUACACCCGGCACCUGUACCUCAGGUUCCUAUGGAUUAGGAAAGGGUGACGGAUAUAAUGGCGCAUGUUGUCAAGAUCAAAGCGACUGCCUGGACGAUUGCUUGAGUGGUAAGUGUAAUGGCCCUGUCAACACCGAGACCACCAAGACCUCUGCCACUGCUACAGCUACUCCUACAUCUGGCACCUGUACCUCAGGUUCCUAUGGAUUAGGAAAGGGCGACGGAUACAAUGGCGCAUGCUGUCACGAUCAAAGCGAUUGCCUGGACGAUUGCUUGAGUGGUAAGUGUAAUGGCCCUGUCAACACCAAGACCACCAAAACCACCAAAACCUCUACCAAAGCCUCUACCAAAACCUCUACCAAAACCUCUUCAAAAUCACCCACUGCUUCUGCCAGCUGCACACCCGGUUCAAGAGGCAAGAGAAAGGGAGACGGAAAAACCGGAUACUGUUGUUCUUCUAGCGAUGAUUGCUUAGAGACCUGUCGCUCAGGUACAUGCGGUCUUUAG